AUGGCCAAGUGUUUUGGCUUCACUGCUUCCAGAGACUCCUGUUAUCACUAUUCCUUCACUAAGGCGGGCCUCAAAUCCUCCACCACCGAUCUCUGCGAUGGUACCGUCAUGCACUGCUGGGGCCCCAAAAGUCACGUCCCCUCUAAGCCUUCGCUGCUCUUGAUUCACGGCUUCGACGCCAACGCAAUGUGGCAGUUCAACUACUUCAUCCCUCCUUUGAAGUCUAAAUUCAAUCUCUAUGUCCCUGACCUCCUCUUCUUCGGCGAUUCCCACACGACCCGACCCGAGCGGACCGAGGCGUUUCAGGCCCAAUGUGUCAUGGCUCUUAUGGAUGCGCUUAAUGCUAGGAACAUGGAUCUCGUGGGGCUAAGUUACGGUGGUUUUGUCGCCUACAGUAUGGCGGCUCAGUUCAAGGAGCGUGUCGGGCGAGUGGUGCUGGGAUGCGUUGGAGUGUGCUUGGAAGAAAAGGAUAUGGAGGAAGGGAUGUUUCAAGUGAAGACUGUGGAUGAGGCCAUCAGUCUUUUGUUGCCUCAAACUCCCGAGAAAGUUAGACAGUUGAUGCGAUUGUCGUUUCAUAAGCCUCCGCAGACUACUCUGUCUUGUUUUCUGAACGAUUUUAUCGAGGUCAGAUUAAUUCAUUUUACCACCUGAAUUGUCGGUUGUUUUAAAAUUAAUUUCUUGUGUGAUUGGACAAAUAACCUUUUUUAUGAUAGUUUUUAUUAGGCAGAAUACAAUAUCUUGCAUUCAAUUGCAAUUAAUGCCUUGAUGUUAAUUACCGAAAAAUGAAUUUACGUUCAUAUGAAAUAUGAAACUAAGUGACAUG
This is a messenger RNA of Manihot esculenta (cassava), 823 nucleotides long. RefSeq names its product monoacylglycerol lipase ABHD6. Lineage: Eukaryota; Viridiplantae; Streptophyta; Magnoliopsida; Malpighiales; Euphorbiaceae. The record is from RefSeq and is a predicted model, not a curated record. The coding region runs from base 1 to 651 and encodes 216 amino acids. The transcript has a single exon.